Messenger RNA from Microbotryum saponariae, 1568 nucleotides. NCBI's taxonomy places the organism in Eukaryota, Fungi, Basidiomycota, Microbotryomycetes, Microbotryales, Microbotryaceae. The record is from the annotation of a GenBank genome assembly.
AUGUCAAGUAAGCUCUUCUUCGUUACUCGAUGGGCCAGUCACUGCUGUGGUUCGUGACUGACGUUCAGAUACCAAAGAUGAGGACACGUUGUCGGCUUGCCUUGACUUGGCCCGACGACUGCCGCCGCAUCGGAUCGAGCACAAUCUUGGCCUCCUGUGCGACAUUCUGCCGGACUUGGCCGACGACAUACUCAGCUCCGUCGAUCAGCCGCUCAAGGUACAUGUCGACAGAGAAUCGAAGCAAUACCUUGUCAGUCACUCACAAGACACUCGAUUGGGGCGCAUGCCCGAGGUGACGGACGGGUGUCGUCACUCGAUGGUCCGACCCGACCGUGCGGCUGAUGGGGCUUGACCGACAUGUCCCAGGUCUGUGAUUACAAUCGAGAUGGAGAGUCGUACAGGCGAGUCGCAAUAGGCAGUCCGCAAUACGCAGUAGCCAUAUCAGCUGCUUGUGGUUCUGACCACCUCGCCUUUCGCUCUACGCUGUAGGUCGCCCUGGACAAACGCCUACGACCCACCACUUGCGGAUGGAACGACGCCUUCGCCCAAGCUGCGCCAACUUGAAAUUACUAUGAACGAUAGCUUUGAUGUGUAUCGAGACUUGUAAGCUUCUGCCAAUACGGGACGACCGCCAGACCGCUACCUUUUAUUACUCACAAUGCUGAGCGGAGCCCCCGCUCUCUCGCCAUUCCUUGUUAAUCAGGUAUUAUGAGGGGGGCGUGUCGUCAGUUUACCUAUGGGAUGUCGACGGUGGAUUUGCCGGAGUCGUCCUGUUGCAGAAAUGUCGGUUACACUCAAGCACGAGCCAGAGCAGGAUCGUCGAUCCCGCGCCUGCUAACAUGGCGCCCCUGAUUUACUUUGUAUUGGCGCACUCUAGCCAAUGGAAUGUCGUCUUCGUCUGCGUCCGCUUCCUCUUGGGACUCGGGCAAGUCUACUUUCUGUUGGCGACGUGGAUCUAGGGCUGCUGGGCUGCUAUUGACUCGCGCGAGUGACCUCACCGACAGUGCACGUUUUCGAGGCCUCAGAGCGAGGUAGAACGGCGCAUUACAAACUUACAUCUACAGUGAUGCUUUACAUCUCGAGGACAGCAAGAGAAGCGCCUGAGCAGAGCGAAUUCACUCUAUGCGGUAGCAUGACGCGCCAGGUAAGAGCUAUCAACUUGCUACAGCUUGUUGGACGACUCACUACCAGUGCUGAUACUACGUUUGAUGGUGCGAGCAACUGCGCAGAACGAGUUGGAAGCGCCACUCGACCCCGCCUCGAACCAGCUAGGCUCCCACAUAGUCAAUCUGGGUCGCCUGAUCGAGGACAUGGAGAUCAAGAUGCGCAACCUUUUGCAAGAGGUAUACUUCAGCAGUACGUGGGAAGGUAUGCUGAUCAGAGCAAUCCCGCAAGCAGCGCUGACAGUUGGACUCUGACUGCUUGUAGAGACAAAAGACAUCGUCUCAUCAUUACGCUCGACUGUUGGGUAUGGCGAGCAGAACAAACGAUUGGCACUGCAGGGCGAGCUAGUAGGACUACUCCGAGGCAAGAAUGCGGCACAGGCGGGAUCCGGUUUGUCGGUCUGA